AUGGGAGGAAGGAUUCAUGGCUUCUUAGGUGGAGUUUUAUUAACUUCUGCUUUGACUUAUUAUACUGGAGAAUAUUUCCGUAAAAAUCUGAAAUUCGUCUCAACUCACUUGAAAGCUUCAGACAACAUAAUAAAUAAUAGAAUUCUUACAGACAGAGAUAUUACAAGAGAAGUGAUUCCAAUCAGUAACCAGCAUAACUCUAUCACUCGUUCGAAUACCGUGGAAACUUGUAAAGAUAUUUGGAACGAUGAAAUAAUCCAAAUGGUUAAUUGGAUAUACGGAAUUAAUUGGUACCAAUGGGGGAUUGAGGCUGACAAAACCUUCAAUGAAUUAACGGAUAAAGUCGCUGCUUCUGUAGUAGAGAAAAAAUGA
Messenger RNA from Debaryomyces hansenii CBS767, 372 nucleotides. RefSeq lists its product as uncharacterized. The transcript has a single exon. The coding region runs from base 1 to 372 and encodes 123 amino acids. NCBI's taxonomy places the organism in Eukaryota, Fungi, Ascomycota, Pichiomycetes, Serinales, Debaryomycetaceae. Gene Ontology annotation, cellular component: mitochondrial crista junction; MICOS complex. Gene Ontology annotation, biological process: cristae formation. The record is from RefSeq and is a predicted model, not a curated record.